This is a messenger RNA of Cajanus cajan (pigeon pea), 422 nucleotides long. RefSeq lists its product as uncharacterized. The record is from RefSeq and is a predicted model, not a curated record. Lineage: Eukaryota; Viridiplantae; Streptophyta; Magnoliopsida; Fabales; Fabaceae.
CUAGAAUGGCUGGUGUUCCAGGUCCAUCACCAAGUUCAGCACCAUCAACACCCUCAACUCAUACGCCUGGAGAUGUGAUAUCAAUGCCUUCUCUGCCUCAUAGUGGUAGUUCUUCAAAGUCUAUUCCAGCUACUCUUAGGUCUCAAACAUGUGAAGCUGGUGCUGGCAUGUUGGAGCAGCCUUUUGCUGCAGGAGGAACCACAACUCAGCUGGAGCUGGAUGCAACAUGUGCAACUGAUGCUAGAAAGUUGGAGCAACCUUGUGUUGUCGGUAAAGGAUCAAAUGUGCAGUUGGAGCUGGCAAAGGCAAACUUUAGUGUGCCUAAAGCAAUAAAUUCUGAGCAGCUUGGUCACGGGAAGACCAAACGUGUUCUAAGGCCCGGCACUUCGCUUCUCAACAACGCCACCCGAAUAUUUCUGUGA